Molecule: messenger RNA, 2618 nt
Organism: Rhizophagus irregularis DAOM 181602=DAOM 197198
Lineage: Eukaryota; Fungi; Glomeromycota; Glomeromycetes; Glomerales; Glomeraceae
Source: RefSeq, a predicted model, not a curated record
UACUAACUCACAGUUUGUAGUAAUUAGUCAACAACCAUUUAUGGAAACAUAUAUAUAUAUGAUAAAUAAUCAAAAUGUCAAACUAUUCUUCACCUCAAGUACUUUCACCAUUCCAGUUCGAUUCCUCAGAACGCAUUAUGAUACUCAGGAAUACUAUAUAUGAGAUGAAGAAGAACACUCUUUCCAGUAUUGACAGAAGCGAUCUCAAAUUAUGGAAAGUCAAUAUUCCUUUCGACUGUGAAAAUGAUAAGCUGAAGAUGCUUGAUAACGCGUUUGGUACAAUUAACAUUGAAAAAGAUCUUAAAGGAGAGAAAAUGUUACCAGGAGACGAAAUUUCAAAAUAUUUAAAAAACUUAUCAACAUCCUCAAUCCACAUCCUCGUGCAAUUGCCUCAGCCCACCACCACUGAAAUUCGCGUUAUCUCACAUCUUAUAUUUUUUAUUCAAUCAGAAAAAGGAAAGCGAUCGCGGAUAGAUUUGGAUGAAGGUCAAAAUAGUAAAAGAGCAAAAUUUGCAGAUUUAAAUAUAAUUUCUACUGCCCAUAAAAUCAUGGAAGGCAUAAUGAAACUUGAUGAGAAUGAAUCUACUUACUCAAAUCCUAAAAAUUUCCUCUCAUUACCAUAUCCAUACAUUGGCGAAAAAUUACCAAUAGAUAGAUUCGCUAUUGACAAUAAUCGUUAUUUCAACUUUAUGGGACGAAAGGAAUUCAGAAACAUUUUAGAAACCAUAAACAAACUUCGAUCUGGUACUGGAUAUAUGAAAUUAUUUGUUUAUGGUACUGUCGGAUAUGGCAAGUCACAUAUUCUUUCAGCAAUUGCAUGCUUCCUUUUCCGAACAGGAAGACGUGUUGUAUUUCUUCCCGAUUGUCGCCAACUGGCAGUAGACCCAGUAGAUUAUACCAAGUCUGCCUUAUUUCUUGCCUAUCAUGAUGAUGAUGCAAAAAUAAAUGAAAUUAAUUCCUGUGAAAAUUUUGAAAAUAUCGUAGAUUUUUGUAAAAAAUUACAAUUCAAAGAAAAGUUAUAUUUUAUUGUCGAUCAAAUGAAUGCUUUAGAUGAACUUGAUAAUACUGGGUUUAGCUUAAAAAUUAAACAACAAAUUAAUAAAAUGAGCAAUUACCAUUAUUAUAUAAUGAGUUUUUCAGCUAACAAUAAGACAAUACUACAUUAUCUUAUGCAAAAGCAAACUGGUGAAUUGAAGAUCAAGCUUUAUGGAGGGUUUAAUGAGGAAGAGAUGGAAGAAUGGUGGAAAAAGUAUAGUUUGCCAGCAAUGAAUGAUCAGGAGAAGGAACAAAUCAAAGACAUCACAGGCAAAAUUCCACUAUUCUUAAACUUUUUGCUAGAAUAUAGUCACGAGAAUUUUGAAGGUGCAUUUGCAUAUCUAAAACAAAAAUUAAAGUCAAUAAUACAAAAGCCGAUGAUAGAAUAUUCGGAAAAUCUAUUAGGCAAUAAACAUACAUGGGAUCGUCAUGUUGGAUUAAUGUCGUCAUUCAUUACAAAUACACAUCCUAAACUGGGCUAUAGAGAUGAUGAUUAUGAUCAUCGUUACUUUUACAUCAAAGAUGACGAUAUCUGUUAUUAUGUCUGUGGUCUUGUACGAGGUUCCAUGGUUGAAUAUCUCUUUGAAAAAAGAGAAAUGGAAAUAUUCACAGAUAUAAAAUGGAUCAGUUGCAUGGCAGAUUUCAAAAACAACCCAUCAGUUAAGGGAUCUUUUGUUGAAAAGGCGUGUAUUGCUAGUAUUUUUAGGAAUGGAUUAAUGGCGAACCGUGUAAAUUUUAAGCCUGGUGGUAUGGAAUUUUUUUAUAACGAAAAAAAAAUUAAGUUUUCUUCGAAUGAAGAGAAAUGUAUGUUUUACUUACCAUGCUGUUGGAACCAAGAGGCCAUCGAUGGAUUACUGAUCUUGCAAACAAAGGAUAAAUUGUACGUUGCCCCAGUACAGAUUACUCUUAAUAAGGAUAACCAUUCAGAUUCUGAGAGAAAGUUUUUCUCCAGUAUCUGGCCAAAUUUAAAACCAAACUUAUCAAAUUUUGAGGAUAAGUUGGAAAUAAUGUUCAUAUGGAUUACACACAGAAGUGAGACAGAUGAAUCAGUAGAAUGUAUAACUAAAGAAACGCGAAAUAAAAAUCAUGAAAUUAAUCCCAAUUAUACUCGGGUAGUAAUUGGAUUUGGGAAUGUCAACAGUGAUAUUAAUAGAUAUUUACCUAAGAUUAUAAUCACAAACAAUAACCAUAUCCAGUCUCAAAUCGUUAAAAUUGAGGAAACAAAUCACGAAUCUGAUAAAGAGACUAAAGAACAAAAAAGCGCUCAAAGGAGAAGGGGAAGGCCCAAAAAAAGUUUGUAAAUGUAAAAUGAAAUAUGGACGAAGGGAAGGGAAUCAAAAAGGACAUAGAUAAAUAUUCUGGAAACAAUAUAUACAUAAUAGAAUAACUAAAGAUAAUAAAAGUUUUAUUUCACGUUGAAAAAAUCUUUAAUUUUUUUCAUUGUUUAUGAUAAGCUAAAAAAACAAAUGUAAUAAAACAAACGAAGUAGCGAGUUUAAAGGGAGGAGCCCUAACCCAUAAAAUGAGAGUUCCUUCCCGCUAUUCUAAUGCCAAUUUUUCGCCUAAUUUACUAUGCUUUUAUAA